UCCAGUGCACAAACCGAGCGAAGCAGACGGUUCACACGCAGCAGCCAAAACUGAUAACUUCGCUCAGGGAAUACAUAUUUUGAACGGCGCGGCGGUGUCUUUACAGGAAUAUCACUUGAUCGCGGACGCAUGUGAGAGGAGAGCACAUGCCCGACUGGGACUGUACACCAUGGCUCUGACACAAGUGCCUCUGCUCCUCUGACCACAGAGAAAGUCUCCGGAUCUCCUCGCGAAGGCGGUUGUUCUCCUUUCCACCCAUUGACUAACAACGACAUAUUUGUUGGACAUAUUCUCCGGAUGGUGGCCGCGGAAUGGACUACCUGUUUUCAGCCGAGUAGCUCAAUACGCGGGGAAGGGGACUGGGAGAUUUGCGCCCGUUGCCUUUUCUCUGGUUUUUAGAAGGCACGUUGGAGAUCACUGAACAUCGAGACGGGCUGCUAUAUUCACACGUUUUACACCGAGGGUGUUAUUUCCUCCGAACACUCACCUUUACGUGUGUUGGUGAAUGGGGGUAACUCUGCUCCUGGAGGCUUGACAACGCUGGGACUGGGACGGCACUGGGUGCGUGGAGCGUGGGAUCACCCAGGAUUGUGUUUCCCUCCCCUCUCUCGUGGGUCUGUUUACAUGUCCGACCUGACUGCUUUAUGACAAUGGAUUACUUUCUGCUUUUCUUGCUGCCAGUGGUGUCCGCCGUAGAAGAGACGCUGAUGGACACGAAGUGGGCCACGACAGAAUUAGCCUGGACUGCACACCCUGAGACCGGGUGGGAAGAGGUGAGUGGCUACGAUGAUGCCAUGAACCCCAUCCGGACGUACCAAGUUUGCAAUGUACGUGAGGUCAACCAGAAUAACUGGCUACGCAGUGACUUCAUCCCACGAAAGGAUGUGCUGCGUGUAUAUGUGGAGAUGAAAUUCACAGUGCGCGAUUGCAACAGCAUUCCCAACAUCCCAGGUUCCUGCAAAGAGACCUUCAACCUCUUCUACUAUGAGUCUGACUCGGACUCAGCCACAGCCACCAGCCCUUUCUGGAUGGAGAACCCUUAUGCGAAGGUGGAUACCAUUGCCCCAGAUGAGAGCUUUUCCAUGCUUGAGUCUGGGCGGGUAAACACAAAGGUUAGAAGUUUUGGGCCAUUGUCCAAAGCCGGGUUCUACUUGGCCUUCCAGGAUCUUGGUGCUUGCAUGUCGCUCAUCUCAGUGAGGGUCUUUUACAAAAAAUGCUCCACCACCAUUGCCAACUUUGCCGUUUUCCCUGAGACAGCAACUGGGGCCGAGGCAACCUCCUUGGUCAUUGCGCCAGGAACUUGUGUCCCCAACGCUGUGGAGGUGUCCGUGCCAUUGAAGCUCUAUUGCAAUGGAGAUGGCGAAUGGAUGGUUCCUGUAGGAGCCUGCACUUGCUCCUCUGGCUUCGAACCAGCAAUAAAAGAAACCCAAUGUCAAGCUUGCAGCCCUGGCACCUUCAAGUCCAAACAAGGAGACGGCUUCUGCUUGCCCUGUCCAGCCAACAGCCGUGCCAGCUCAGGAGCCUCCAGUAUUUGCUCCUGUAGAAACGGUUACUACCGCUCAGACACCGAUUCUCCCGACUCCCCCUGUACCACUGUUCCUUCUGCACCACGGAGUGUCAUCUCCAGCGUGAACGAAACCUCACUAGUGCUGGAAUGGAGCGACCCGCGUGACUUGGGUGGCCGUGAAGACAUCUUCUACAACGUCAUCUGCAAGAAGUGCCUGCCUGAGCGGGGAAUGUGCUCGCGGUGUGACGACAAUGUCGACAUCUCGCCACGACACCUGGGCCUGACCCAGCGCCGCGUGGCCGUCCGUAAUCUACAAGCCCACACGCAGUACAGCUUUGAGAUCCAGGCGGUCAACGGUGUUUCCAACAAAAGCCCUUACACACCUCUGUUCUCUGCAGUGAACAUCACCACAAAUCAGGCUGCUCCCUCUGCAGUGCCCACAGUUCACCUGAUGGCGGCCACAGCGAGCACCAUGAGCCUGUCCUGGCUGCCUCCAGAGAAACCCAACGGUAUCAUUCUGGAUUAUGAGAUUAAGUACCAUGAGAAGGAUCAGGGUGAGGCCAUUGCUCAUACCAUGACUGCACAACGGAGCAACGCCCGCAUUGAAGGUCUCAAGGCUGGUACACCAUAUGUGGUACAGGUCCGUGCCCGGACAGUGGCCGGUUACGGACGUUACAGCAGCCCAGCCGACUUCAGCACCAACUUGCAAAGUAUCAGCAAUACCUCUAUAAUAGAGCAACUGCCGCUCAUUGUGGGAUCAGCCACCGCGGCCUUCGUCUUCAUCAUUGCAGUUGUGGUCAUCGCUAUCGUCUGCCUCAGAAAACAGAGAAACGGUUCAGAGUCAGAGUACACAGAGAAACUGCAGCAGUACAUAACACCGGGAAUGAAAGUCUACAUUGACCCCUUCACCUAUGAGGAUCCCAACGAGGCUGUGCGCGAGUUUGCCAAGGAGAUCGACGUCUCCUGCGUGAAGAUCGAGGAGGUCAUCGGCGCAGGAGAGUUUGGGGAGGUGUGUCGCGGUCGCCUCAAGCUGCCUGGGCGCCGGGAGAUCAUCGUAGCCAUCAAGACUCUCAAAGUGGGUUACACUGACCGCCAGAGGCGAGACUUUCUGUCUGAGGCGUCCAUCAUGGGCCAAUUCGACCAUCCCAACAUUAUCCGUCUGGAAGGUGUGGUCACCAAGAGUCGGCCAGUGAUGAUUGUGACCGAGUUCAUGGAGAAUGGGGCGCUGGAUUCUUUUCUACGGCUCAACGAUGGGCAGUUCACAGUGAUCCAGCUGGUCGGCAUGCUGCGUGGUAUCGCAGCAGGCAUGAAGUACCUCUCAGACAUGACUACGUGCACCAGAGACCUGGCUGCCCGUAACAUCUUGGUCAACAGUAAUCUAGUGUGUAAGGUGUCUGACUUCGGCCUAUCUCGUUUCCUCGAGGAUGACCCUACAGACCCCUAUACCAGCUCCCUGGGAGGGAAGAUACCCAUUCGCUGGACGGCUCCCGAGGCGAUUGCCUACAGGAAGUUCACCUCGGCCAGUGAUGUGUGGAGCUACGGCAUUGUCAUGUGGGAAGUGAUGUCGUAUGGCGAACGGCCGUACUGGGACAUGAGCAAUCAAGAUGUGAUAAAUGCCGUGGAGCAGGACUAUCGACUGCCCCCACCCAUGGACUGCCCCACAGCCCUGCACCAGCUCAUGUUGGACUGCUGGGUCAAAGAGAGGAACCUGCGACCCAAAUUCACUCAGAUUGUGGCCACACUGGACAAGCUUAUCCGUAAUGCUGCCAGCCUCAAGGUGCUCACCAACAGCACACAGUGCACUGGGGUAUCCCAGCCCUUGCUUGACCGCUGUGUGCCAGACUAUACCACUUUUACCACUGUGGGGGACUGGCUGGAUGCCAUCAAGAUGAGCCGCUACCGUGACAACUUCGUCAAUGCCGGAUUUGCUUCCUUUGACCUGGUGGCCCAGAUGACAGCAGAAGACUUGCUGCGGAUAGGUGUAACGCUGGCCGGCCAUCAGAAGAAGAUUCUCGGUAGCAUUCAGGACAUGAGACUACAGAUGAACCAAACACUUCCUGUCCAGGUUUGAGC
This is a messenger RNA of Cyclopterus lumpus (lumpfish), 3580 nucleotides long. Its product is annotated as ephrin type-B receptor 3-like. The record is from RefSeq and is a predicted model, not a curated record. Gene Ontology annotation, cellular component: plasma membrane; neuron projection. NCBI's taxonomy places the organism in Eukaryota, Metazoa, Chordata, Actinopteri, Perciformes, Cyclopteridae. Gene Ontology annotation, biological process: axon guidance; protein phosphorylation; cell surface receptor protein tyrosine kinase signaling pathway. Gene Ontology annotation, molecular function: protein binding; ATP binding; transmembrane-ephrin receptor activity.